This is a messenger RNA of Ilex paraguariensis (yerba mate), 297 nucleotides long. The record is from the annotation of a GenBank genome assembly. NCBI's taxonomy places the organism in Eukaryota, Viridiplantae, Streptophyta, Magnoliopsida, Aquifoliales, Aquifoliaceae.
AUGACGAAGCUUAUGGCCAAGAUUCAAGAUGGAGAAAAGUAUAUAGAGAGAUCGCAGAAAGAUCAUAAAGAGCUGGUGAGCUUAGAAGCUAAGAAAAAGGAGAAGGAACAACUGAACAAAGAGAUUCAAGAAUUGAUGGAUCGGGUCAAAGAGCUGGAUAAGGAGAUUCAAUCGCUGGAGACUAAGAGCAAACUGAAGAAGGACGUCGCUGUUUUUACCCCAGAAAAAGCGCUGGAACGAGGUCUCAUAAAACCAUUACAGAGACCAAAUGAAAAGAAAAGGGGCCAGGAUGAAUAG